Tuber melanosporum (Perigord truffle) is the source of this 1056-nucleotide messenger RNA. RefSeq lists its product as uncharacterized. The transcript has 2 exons. The record is from RefSeq and is a predicted model, not a curated record. Bases 83 to 904 code for a protein of 273 amino acids. Lineage: Eukaryota; Fungi; Ascomycota; Pezizomycetes; Pezizales; Tuberaceae.
AUAAGAUUUCUCUCUCCAUCUCGUCUCAACGAACCACAAACAACCUCGCAAGAAUUGAGAAACGAGGAAAACUGCCACCAAUAUGUCAAAAGAACUCAGCUACCCAAAGACACCAGCCAACAAAGUCAACAGGUACAGCAACAGAGCCCACUACGACACAACCACAAUCCACAACAUAAUAAACACAACCCCAGUCCUGCACGUCUCCUUCCUAACCCCCAGCGACGCCAGCGACGCAAGCUCACCCCCGCAUCCGACAAUCCUACCAAUGCUCGGCCAAAUGGGCUCCUUCACGCACCCAAGCUCCGACGAGUCCGACGCACUGGACUGCUACCUGCACGGCUACACCUCCAGCCGACUGCAAAACCUCACCCGGAGCAGCAGCAGCAGCAACAGCGGUGGCAUGCCCAUCUGCGUAGCGGCCACAAAACUCGACGGGCUCGUCCUCUCGCUGACGCCGAAUUCGCACUCGUGCAAUUACCGCUCCGCCAUCCUGCACGGCACGGCCACGAUGGUGGAGGACGUGGAGGAGAAGAUCUACGCCAUGCGCCUCAUCACCGAGGGCAUGCUCCCGGGGCGCUGGCAGGGGACGCGCGUGCCGCCGGACGAGACGGAGUUGAGGAGUACGGGCGUGUUGAAGGUGGUUGUUAGCAGCGCUAGCGCCAAGGUCAGGAGUGGCGGCCCCAGCGAUGAGAGCAAAGAUGUGGAGAGAGCGGAGGUCACGGGGAGGGUGUGGACGGGCGUGGUUCCGGUCUGGGAGAUGAUGGGGUGUCCUGUCCCUGCUGGGGAGGGGGUUGGUGGACAGGCGCCUGGGUAUGUUGCUGAGUACGUUGAGGGGAGGAAUGGGAGGGAGAAGGGGUACGCAGAGGGGGCUGCUGCUGGGAGAGUGGAUGGGGGUAGUUAGGGAGGGGGUGUUGGGUAUGUGAUUUUUUGAGGGCGGGGUUUUGGGAACUUGCUUGGGAGGGUUGUUUUGGUCUGCUUUAUAUCGGUCACCAUGCUUGUGGGUUCGCUGCAAGUAAUUAGAUGCUCUAAUUUUACAGGUAUCAUAGGUUGAAA